GUUUCGUAUUUCGUUUUAUAGUAAAAAACAAAGGGAUUUACAGAAAUCAAAAUGAGUUGUUUUCGUCGUUUUGGGAUUUAAACAACGAAAACGGGAAACCGGCUACACAUUUCCGUUUUAAAACACAAAAACGAUGGCAUUUGAGUUUGAAGCGCUAAAAGUAACUGUCAGCAGGUAACCGUUAACUCGCACGGAUCUUCUCGCUCGUGGACUGGGAGCGUUGGACCGCCGAGUAGCGUCCGCACAACCGGAAACAGGAAGACAAGAAGCAGAGGAAUAACAACAACACCGACAUGGCCGCAGACAGUGAUCCCGAGUCCGAGGUGUUCGAGAUCACCGACUUCACCACCGCGUCCGAGUGGGAACGGUUCGUGUCCAGAGUGGAGGAAGUGCUGAAUGACUGGAAGCUGAUUGGGAGCCGUGCAGGAAGCUCGACCCCGGAGAAGGGGGAAUUCACCAGUGGCUCCUGGGGGGAGAAGUCUCAGGAUAUCCAAUUUGCUGACUUUAAGUUCCACAUAAGUCAUUACUUCCUGAAACAAGAAUGUGAGCAGGAUGAUGGGAAGGACCAGCCCGAGGAAGAUGCCUUCCCUGUGGCAAUGCAGGAUCUUCUGUGCAUGAACAAUGACUUCCCUCCUCGAGCCCACUGCCUGGUCAGAUGGUAUGGCAUACGAGAGUUUGUGGUCAUCUCCCCUGGAACCAACUGUGAGGUGAUCACCAGCGAGUCAAAAUGUAAUCUGCUUCUUAGCUCCAUCUCCAUUUCUCUGGCCAACAGUGGCAGCCAGGUGCCCAUGUUUGUACAGAUCCAGCAGAAGUGGAGGCGGGUGUAUGCUGGAGAGUGCCAGGGUCCAGGUGUGCGCACAGACUACGAGAUGGUCCAUCUGCGCAAGGUGCCGAGCCAGUACAACCACCUGUCUGGCCUGCUAGACAUCUUCAAGUCAAAGAUAGGUUGUAGCCUCUCCCCUCUGCCUCCAAUCAACAUCUCCAUCCGCUUCACCUACAUUCUCCAGGACUGGCAGCAGUACUCGUGGCCACAGCAGCCUCCAGACUUUGACACACUCCUUGGAGGCGAGGUGGGAGGUGUGGAAUUUGGGAAGCUUCCAUUUGGAGCUUGCGAAGAACCAAUCAGUGAGCUUCACCUUGCAACUACUUGGCCUCACCUGACGGAAGGCAUCGUUGUGGAUAAUGAUGUGUACAGUGACCUCGACCCACUCCAAGCUCCUCACUGGUCAGUCCGGGUCCGGUCAGCUGAAAACCCUCAGUGUCUCCUGGGUGACUUGCUCACAGAGUUCUUUAAGCUCUGCUGUAGGAAGGAGUCUACAGAAGAGGUUCUAGGAAGAGGGAUGGCUGAAGAAGAGGGCAAAGAAAAUAGUGACAUCAGCUCUGCGCUAUCGAAGCUGACAGACCCAACAGCAACAGUGCCAAUCUCCAAACUGUCUGUCUCCAACAUGGUGCACAGCGCCCGCAAGCACAUCCGGCGCCACAGACGCAUAGACGAGUCCCCUCUCAACACCGAUGUACUCAAUUCAAUCCUUCUGUAUCUCUUCCCGGAUGCUGCUGUGGAGAAGUCAUCAGAGAACAGCAAGAAUAGAACAAAUCCAUCCAACUGCUGUGGGAAAGAUGAGCAGAAUAAGAACUCUGACUACAACCUUUUCCUCCAGCUGAAGUCAGCGCCUAGCAACAGUCUGACCUACCGGCUGGCUCUGUGUGCGUGUCUGGUCAACUACAACCAUGGCGGGCUGCGUGCCGUCGCCCACCUCUGGCAGGAGUUCGUCCUGGAGCUGCGCUACCGCUGGGAGAACAACUACUUCAUCUACGGACUGCCUGCUGGACCUCCCGACCUUCGCUGUUGUCUUCUGCACCAGAAGCUCCAGAUGUUGAACUGUUGCAUCGAGAGGAAGAGGGCCAGAGAUGAAACGCGCAAGGUGCUGGAGGGGAGCAGAGAACGAGAGCGCAGGGUGCCCCCACCAGAGUCCACUACGGCAGCACCGGGCUCGGCGAGGGAGGUGUCCCCGGGGAAGUCGUGGGACUCGUGGAGCGACAGUGAGGAGGAGUUCUUUGAGUGCCUGAGUGACCAAGGAGACAUGGAGGCAGAGAAGGAUGGCAGUAAGAGUCGAGCCGAGGGAAGGCUUCACCCCUUCAACAACACGACUCUCCUCAAGUGUACGGAGCCUCUCUACGUUCCUGUCACACAGGAACCCGCUCCCAUGACAGAGGAUUUAUUAGAGGAGCAGUCAGAAGUACUGGCCAAACUGGGCACAUCCGCUGAAGGAAGCCACCUGCGUGCUCGCAUGCAAAGUGCCUGUCUGCUCUCGGACAUGGAGUCCUUCAAGGCAGCCAACCCAGGCUGUGUUCUGGAGGACUUUGUGCGCUGGUACUCCCCUCGGGAUUACGUGGAGGAGGAGCUGGUCGAUGAGACGGGUAACAAAGAGGUGAAAGGUGAGCUCAGUUCCAGGAUGAAGAUCCCAGGCAACAUGUGGGUGGAGGCUUGGGAUACAGCCAGGGUUACACCUGCACGCCGCCAGAGACGGCUGUUUGACGACACUAAGGAGGCCGAAAAGGUUCUGCACUAUUUAGCAGUGCAGAAACCCGCUGACCUGACCCGCCAUCUCCUGCCCUGCAUCCUCCAUGCGGCUAUCCUGAAGUUGAAGGAGGAAGAGUCUAUAGAAGACAUUCCAUCAGUCAAAAAGACCAUUCAGCAAGCUACGGGCCAAGCCAGCAAGCUGCUGCACCCCCUCAAUCACGACUACAAGAAGCUAGAGGAUUUCAUCAAUCAGCUGAUGCUCAUGGAGACGGCCAUCACCAGAGCUCGUUCCCUCAAGGCCAAGUUUGCCAGUUGUGAGGACGGGAAAGAGGAGGACACAGAAGAGCUAGAGAAGUUUGUGAGCUCGCUGCUGGAGGAACCAGAGGUGGUGGUGAUCGGAGCUGGCCAGGGGCCGGCCGGCAGCAUCAUCCACAGGCUGUUUGUCAACGCUCAGAGGCUGGCUGACUUCACCAGUGACGAGGCUGCCCUUCUAGCACCACUGGAUGAUGACUUGUGCCGUGACAAGAAGCCGACUGGGGGAAGCAAUAAAGUGCCUGACUUCCCUUCUCCGGCGGGCCGGGAGAUCCUGCUGCGUACAUGUGUCCCUCGGCCGGCACCGUACUCCAAAGCUCUGCCCCAGCGCCUUUUCUGCGUGCUGAUGAAGGAGGAGUUCAGGCUGGCAGGGGCCUUCUCAUUAGACACGUCCUUCUUUUAAGACAAGACAGCCAUUACAUGGUAGUUCAUCUGCCACCACGCAGAGACACAGGGGCCUUUCGUAGUUAGUCCUCUGCUGAUUAUCUCGGUGUGUAUAAAUGCUUCUAUUCAUGCAUGACAUAUGUUGUCUAUAUAAUAACCUGAAACAUAGGACAGUAUUGCUACUUGAAAUGAGUAAGGCAUAUUUAUCUCACUUUUAUUUGGUCUUUAUUGCAUCGCAUUGCAUUGGGGUUACUAAAACAAAACUAAUGGCAAAGGGUAACGGUUCUAAGCAGCACACUUUUUAGGCAAGUAGGAAAUUUCCCUGUAAACCACCUAAAAUGCUGUGUUACCACAUUAUAGACUGAAACAGUUGGAUGAACAUCCCGUCAUCCUCACACUGGUCAGACUAUGUCCUCACCCAUGUAGUUAAUUUCACAUUUCAAAACCUCAAAGUUGUGUGGUUUUGGAAAGUUCUGAGAUGGUAUAUGUUGUAUAUUCAGUAAUAGAUCAAUACAAGUUGAACAGAUGUCUUCUCCCCAGAGAGAUACCACAUGCCUGGGCCAGCCUUCUGUAGCCUGCAGCUCUCGGACAGCUGAUCUCAGUACAGCUACUGUCAUUAAUCAGUGUUUGUUGUCUUUGCAGCAGAAAUAAUGAUUUCAUGUAGGAUACAUAGAUAAAUAAUAAACAAUUGUGAGCUGUAAGAAUGUCCCAUAAACUUUUUGUAAAUGUUCCAAUUUCUUCAGUCAGUCUGCUAGUUAAACACACAAUUACAAUUCAACACUAGUGUUCUAUGAAACAAUUUACAAUACUUUUUUUUACUGUGACCUUAAUGGUAACGUAAAGGAGUCUUCUGCCCUUGGUUGCACAGCCACAGAUGUCUUUUCAGCUCUGGUUUUAAGGCUGAAGUAGUUGCUGACAAUUCAACUAGUGUUUUUACAGGAAUGCUUGUUCACACAAUUACAUAUUUAUAUCUAUAUAGACAUAACAUAUUUUUUCUGCUUUGUAGGUGUAACUUUGUAACAAAUGAUGUGAGACACCUGUCUAUUUAAUUAUUGUACACUACAUGUACUGUUGUUGCUCUCAUGUAGAAAUAAACACUGUCAAUAAGUCGA
Molecule: messenger RNA, 4329 nt
Organism: Pungitius pungitius (ninespine stickleback)
Lineage: Eukaryota; Metazoa; Chordata; Actinopteri; Perciformes; Gasterosteidae
Gene: rab3gap1
Product: RAB3 GTPase activating protein subunit 1
Exons: 25
Coding region: 294-3236 (980 amino acids)
Biological process (GO): positive regulation of GTPase activity
Molecular function (GO): GTPase activator activity
Source: RefSeq, a predicted model, not a curated record